Cygnus olor (mute swan) is the source of this 4823-nucleotide messenger RNA. It is a transcript of the gene PTPN1, whose product is annotated as protein tyrosine phosphatase non-receptor type 1. The record is from RefSeq and is a predicted model, not a curated record. Lineage: Eukaryota; Metazoa; Chordata; Aves; Anseriformes; Anatidae. The transcript has 10 exons. Gene Ontology annotation, molecular function: protein tyrosine phosphatase activity. Gene Ontology annotation, biological process: protein dephosphorylation. Bases 378 to 1466 code for a protein of 362 amino acids.
UGGUGGGGACGCGGGGGGGUGGUGGCGGCCGGGCCCGGCCGGGCCGGGCCGUGCGCGGCGUCCCCGCCAUGGAGAUGGAGAAGGAGUUCCACCGGCUCGACCAGGCCGCCAGCUGGGCCGCCAUGUACCAGGGUAUAUACAUAGAAGGAAACUGACAGUUACGGAGAAUGCAGUAUUUGCCACGUGCCAAGUGAUGUUAAAUUCAAACAGAAAUAGUCCCUGACAUCAGGCAUGAAGCCAGUGAUUUUCCAUGUAAAGUGGCCAAACAUCCCAGAAACAAAAACAGAAAUAGGUACAGAGAUGUCAGCCCCUUUGAUCACAGUCGAAUUAAGCUAAACCAAGGUGACAAUGACUAUAUCAAUGCUAGUUUGAUAAAAAUGGAAGAGGCCCAAAGGAGCUACAUCCUUACCCAGGGACCUUUGCCAAAUACUUGUGGUCACUUUUGGGAGAUGGUUUGGGAACAGAAAAGCCGUGGUGUUGUCAUGUUGAACAGAGUGAUGGAAAAGGGAUCCGUAAAGUGUGCGCAGUACUGGCCACGGAAGGAAGAAAAAGAAAUGUUUUUUGAAGAUACAAACUUGAAACUAACCUUGAUAUCUGAAGAUAUAAAAUCGUAUUACACAGUACGACAGCUAGAAUUGGAAAACCUUACAACGCAGGAAACUAGAGAGAUUCUGCACUUUCAUUAUACUACGUGGCCUGACUUUGGAGUCCCGGAGUCACCUGCUUCAUUCCUCAAUUUCCUCUUCAAAGUGAGAGAAUCUGGCUCACUUAACCCUGAGUAUGGACCCGUUGUGGUGCACUGCAGUGCAGGAAUCGGAAGAUCGGGAACUUUCUGUUUGGUUGAUACAUGUCUUCUGCUGAUGGACAAACGGAAAGAUCCUUCUUCUGUGGAUGUUAAACAAGUUCUCCUAGAAAUGAGGAAGUACAGAAUGGGACUUAUACAGACAGCAGAUCAGCUUCGUUUCUCCUACUUAGCUGUUAUUGAAGGAGCAAAAUUCAUUAUGGGAGAUGCUUCAGUGCAAGAACAGUGGAAAGAGCUCUCCAAUGAAGACCUGGACCCACCACCAGAACACACCCCACCACCUCCCAGACCACCAAAGCGAACCUCAGAAAUGCACAAUGGAAGGAUGCAUGAACAUGCGGAAUUCUUUCCUAAGCAUGAAGUGGCAGAGGAAGAGAUUAGUUGCUCAGUCAGCACUGUGGAAGAGAUGGUUCCAGAUGGCAGAGCUUGUUCGUCUGUGCCAGUGAUCACGGACAGCACUAGUCAAGACACUGAAAUUCGGAGGAGAACUGUUGGUGAAAAUCAGCAUCUCUCGCCCCACAAAGAAGAGUCGAUGAAGUCAGACAACUUAGAAGAGGAUGAUGAGAACAUGAUGACAACUUGGAAGCCAUUUCUAGUGAAUAUAUGCAUGUUCACCUUCCUCACAGCAGGGGCUUAUCUUUUUUACAGGGUAUGUUUUCAUUGAUGGACAUGCCAGCACGAAUGACCCUGCAGAAAACACCAACGAUUUGAUCGGUUUGUAAUAAGCUUCUGUGAAAGAAAGCUAAUUGAGGCAUCGGAGCCUUGUCUCAGUGGAGAUAGAUCUUAGGUUACAAGGCCGGAACUUUGGUUAGGGCUUAAGAGAGAAUUGAUGCACUAGGGUUUUAUCUAGCCCUGUGGUCCCAAGAACAUAAUAUUCUAAUCUCAGGGCCUUAAAAUAUUCAGGAGUAAGCAAAGAAAAUGCCAAAUAGUCUGUUUUCCUUUUUUUCUUUUUUUUAAACUAAGUAAUAGAAUUACAACACAUUGUUGUUUUUAGCCUUUUUUAAAAAGCCAGUUCUUUUUCUUUCAUGUUUCAGAAAAACUAGGCACAAGUGAAACUUGCUUGUACUCUCCAAGUGUUGUAAUCAAAUACAUGAGUUAUAUUGAUGAGUUCCCCCCAAAAAAGAAAAAUAAACCCACAUACCUGAAGAAUGUAAACUUUUUGAAGGGGGGGAGGGACGGGGGCAGUUGUGGUUGGGUGGUUUUUUAGUUUUGUUUUGUAACUUGCUUCAUCUGUUAAAGACUGAGUUGUGGGCAGUGCCUGUGGUAUUGAUAUAUUUAAUCUUGGCAUAACUGUUCUUAAAGAGCUUAUUGUUUUACAUGUGUUUAUAGAAACAGGCUUCUGCAUUUGCUCAGGGUAUCCCAACAUGUCAAGCUCUUUUUUCGUUUUUUCUUUUUUCUUUUUUUUUUUUGGAAAUAAGUGUAUCUUCUCAUUGACUUUUGUUGCACUCUACUUGCACAUAUGUCUAUUUACAUUGCACCAUCCUUUGUAAAGCUGUUUUUACUUUUAUAUUCUGGGUUAGGAGAAGGUGAGGGGAGGGAGAGAAACAGGAAACGGAAUUCAACCAAAACAUGUCCACCAGCAUUUUGCAGCUGUUCAGUUGGCAUUGAGAAGGACCAGUUCUUAAACCUCAUCAUUUGGAAUGUAAAAUGCAGUUUCACUCUACAUCUGUACAUCUGCUUCAUAAGGAAUAGCAUGCUUCCUCCAGCGGCUGGAGAGGUAACGUGCUCAGAGGCAGUGCGGGUAACGAACAGGAAGGCGUUUCAAGAAAUCCAGAGCAAUUAAUGCUGUGGCAGCUUCCUUAAGAAGUAAAAAGCUCAACAGAAGACAUGUUGGUCUGAGAAUGUAUCAGCUGGCUUAUGAUGCAAGCAUUUGCGUGUUCUGCUUCUUUAAAGCAAAGAUUUAAAUUACUGGCUUAGUUUGGCUCAAAGAUGCACUGUUUAGUGAUUGUGGGACAUGGUGGUGUUGGUGGGUAAGUCUUGCACCUCUGCAGACAGGGUUGUCGCUGUCCUAACGUGAGUUGGGUGGGUUUGUCCUGUGCCGUGCUGCAUCUGAAUUGUUUCGCUCAGUUGGUGAAAACGUAAAGUGCUUGUAAAUAAGGGUUUGGGUGCACUGGUGGAACCGUGACUGGAAGCCUGCGUUGCACUGAACAGUCUUAGUCAAUGCUGUUCCUCGCAUUAGUACCAAAUUAUUAUUGUUUAAACAACAGCAGCAAAGACUUCUUUGCUGAUGUCAUGGGGCAGAAGAUGAGAGUCAAUUCACUACUGAAAGGUGUAGUGAAUGAAACUAAUCCAUGACAACUGGUUUGCAACAGUGUUAAUAAUCAGUUCUUUUUAUCUUUAAAUGCUUUCUAGAUUUAUAGCACUUAACCACCAUUCUCAGUGCAGACAUCACUAUGGAGUAUCUUAUGUAAGUCUCUUUCCACUCCAUAUUUAUUUUUGCAAAACUGUCUGUAGUGUAGCUCUUCUCCUUCAGUGAAUAAGGUGGUAAACUGGGGGGGUGGGAGUUGUUUCUAUUUUGUGUUCUGUCAAGCUUGCAUCAAGGGCUUUUCACAAGUACAAUAAUAAAUCCUCAGGUAGUACUGGGAGUCAAUACUUUACCUGUGAGACUGUUGGUCAGACCAGUACUGGAAAGGAGGAAUGUUGUAAUCAGUCAAUAUUUAGUUAUAUUAUUGGAAUCAUGAAAAAUGAGUAUAGAAAAAUGGUAAUAUAUAACAGCUCAUCUGUGUAUUUAAGAUACAGUACGUGAUUGCUUUGUCCCCACUAUUCUCUCCAUCAUCUGGUAGAAUAUUGUUCUAAAGCAACAUUUGUACAUCAUUUGUAUUAAAAUGCAUGUAAAGUCUUUAAGUGUCCUGAUUAAAUACCACGUGCUUGAAAGGUGAAAGAACUUAUAUUUCUGCUUACUGAUGUGCCCAAAUUAUAUUUGCAUGAACUGAUCAUUAAGUGGCUGUGGUUCAAAGGGUGUUGCUGAAAGUCUCUUCGUUCAGCGAUAGAUUGAUUUGGUGUUUAUCAGAUAACAUGUACUCGCCUAAUACUUGGCAUGACUUCCUCUUGAAUUUCUGCGUACUCAGUGUAACCCGGUUGUUUAGCAUGGUUCAUUUCAGCUGAGUAACUAUAGUACAGACAUUCCAGAGUGUUUAGUAAGCCGUAUCCACACCUCACCUCUGGUCACUUGAGGUGAGUGAUACCUCAGUGAUUGCUGGGUAUGACUUUGCUGCCUGCAGAGCUGCACUGGAGGAUGAGGAGGAAAACCUUUUUCGCAAGAUCUCAAUAGCAUGCUUUGAGCUGCAGAAAUAGAGGCUCUUGAAAUGGUGCCCCCCCCGCAAGCUAUGCUGUUCCCAAGAAGGAAAGCUUUAAAUUUUAGGCUUGACAGUAAAAUAAAGCAUCUUCCUUUGAAUCCGGAAUAAUUCACUUGCACUGUUUUUGCAAAUUAUUCUAGUAAGAGACGCUUCCUGCAGAGGAAGUUUUGAACACCCCUCCCCUCCUUUUCUGCCAACGUACUUUGCUAUUUCUUUCAUCUGCUCCAAAUCCAGGAGAAUUGACACUGUCCUGGGAUAGACAGUGAAGUAGCCCACAAGACCAGUGAGGUGUGUAUAAGGCUUAUAAUACUGAACUGUAAACAUUUUUGUUUUGAUGUCUUGUAUAUGUAUGUAGUAGUUCGGGUGUGUAUAUACAGUAGCACUUCAAAGUGGGUGUAUUGGUUAACCUAUUCUUGGAAAAUGGACAAAUAUCCAUGUUAAACUUGUUAGAAAGUUAGUGAGCUGCUCUGCUAUAUGCCUUAAGCAAAUAUUUACUCAUCAGGUCUUUCUUUUUUACAGAUUGCCAUAGACUAAACUUUUUUAAAAAAAAAUAAAAAGCAAAAAAGCUAAAUGUUUUGGUAUAAUACAUUUUCAGGUAUCUUGUCUUUUGUGUAAGCCACUGCAAAGACCUCAGAGGUUAGAGUAAAAUUGUACAGUUUUUCAAUUUCCCAUCCAAGUUUUCAGUUCUCAUUUUAGUUGUUACAAUAAAAUUUUUUUUUUUAAAG